AUGCACCUGUGGCUUCGGCGCGGGAUCUGUAGUGGCGCUGCAGUGCUCGCGGGCGCUGUGGUACUUCUGCACUCUGCACGUGACGCACGGCCUCAGCCACAAGACGUCGUGGUCAAUACGUGGCCCUUCGUGAACGCCACUCGCGCGGGGUUCGCGGCGCUGCAGCGGUCCGGCAGUCGCUCUCCCGCUCUGGACGCCAUCACAUGGGGCUGCAAUCGCUGCGAAGUGGACCAGUGCGACUUCACGGUCGGCUUCGGAGGCAGUCCCGACUCGGAUGGAGAGACGACGCUGGACGCCAUGAUCCUGGACGGCUCGACGAUGGAGAUGGGGGCCGUCGCGCAGCUGCGGCGCGUGAAGCCUGCGAUCCGCGUGGCCCGCGCUGUGAUGGAGCACUCGUCGCACAGCAUUUUGGCUGGCGACGGCGCGCUGGCGUUUGCGAAAAUGAUGGGGUUCAACGAGACGGCACUCAGUACGCCGCGCUCGCAGGAGCUGUUCAAGCGGUGGCAGGACAGCCACUGCCAGCCCAACUACUUUCGCAACGUGCAUGGACAAAACACGUCGUGUCCGCCGUAUAAGCCAUUUCGGGUGGCGCCACACGCAGUGUAUUCGGCAGAGCUGCAAGACGAGUCGCUGUUGUUACUGACCGACAGGCAAAAUCACUUUGGCGUGCAAAAGCUGAUCUCGACAGCGAACCACGACACGAUUGGAAUGGUGGCCCUAGCGAGCAGUGGGCACAUGGCUGCGGGCACGAGUUCCAAUGGAGCAUCGCACAAAAUCGCUGGACGUGUCGGUGAUGCCGCAGUGCCAGGUGCCGGGGCUUACGUUGACUCGUCGAUUGGUGGAGCUGCUGCUACUGGAGAUGGCGACGUGAUGAUGCGGUUCCUCCCUUCGUUCGUUGCGGUACAAGAAAUGAAGAGGGGUGUGCAUCCGCAAACAGCUUGCGAGUACGCCUUGCGCCAAAUCGCUGCAGUGUACCCGCACUUUUUGGGAGGCAUGGUGUGCUUGAAUCGAUUCGGAGAAUACGGCGGAGCUGGCCACGGGUGGGACUUUGCAUACGCUGUGCAGACAAGCUCGAUGUCGGAGCCUCAAGUGAUACAUGCAACGCCACUGACGCCCGUGUCGUGA
Messenger RNA from Hyaloperonospora brassicae, 1125 nucleotides. The record is from the annotation of a GenBank genome assembly. NCBI's taxonomy places the organism in Eukaryota, Oomycota, Peronosporomycetes, Peronosporales, Peronosporaceae.